Messenger RNA from Microbotryum saponariae, 2716 nucleotides. The record is from the annotation of a GenBank genome assembly. NCBI's taxonomy places the organism in Eukaryota, Fungi, Basidiomycota, Microbotryomycetes, Microbotryales, Microbotryaceae.
AUGCUCGUACCUAGACGAAUUGCGACUCCCUCGACCCAUUUCGCUCGUGCCCUAAACUACAGCAGCUCAUUCCGUUUCUUCGUCGUCGCCAACUCGGCCCGACCUAGUACACCGUCGUUCCUCCUCCUCCUCCCCAACGCCGCACGUCCCUUCCAUUCGAACCGACCCCAGAUGAGCCGCGCUCCUAGAUGGUCAGAAUGGCGUCUCUGCCCACCCUCGGCGACCCCAUCAGAUUCGACCACCUUUCGUAACCAAGCGAAACUUCCGCGAUUACCCAUCCCCGAGUUGGACCUCACCUUGGACAAGUUGGUCGAGAGUUGUCGACCUUUGGCGAAGGAUGAGAACGAGUUGCAAGAGUUGAAGAGGAAAGUGAGCGUCUUUAGGCACGGUUUGGGGCGCAAGUUGCAGCAGAGGUUGGUGCAGAGACGAGAGUGAGUUAUGUGGUGGAGAGGGAGGGAGGGGGGCAUGUGGGGGGGAGACGGAAGGGGGGAGAGUAGAAGCUGAUGCAUUCGUGUUUUGGUAAAUAAGGUCCGAGGGGAUGAGGAACUGGAUAGCCGAAUGGUGGGAUAAUGAUGCCUACAUGGCUUAUCGCGAUUCGGUCGUCGUCAAUGUGAGUUAGCGCGGGGAAAGGGGCUCGGCUCGGCAGCAGAGGAAAGAGAUUUUUCCCCGCGGGGAAUCCGAGCCCCCACCUUUCAUCGGCUGAGCUCGGCAGAUCUGCUCGGCGGGGGGGUUCAACCCGCGACUUACGGUCAUUUCUGAACGAUCUCCCAGGUUUCAUACUACUAUGGUUUCAAGAAAGUUCCCCAAGCCCCUUCCUCCGUCUCGAACCCCCCCACUUCGGACCCAGCCUACGUCGCGGCGUCGAUCAUCAUCACCGCGCUCGAAUUCCGUCGUCUCCUCAUCAAAGGGCUUUUGGAACCCGAACCGGCCGGAAAGGAAGGCGAGUUGUGCAUGGAGAGUUUCAAAUGGGCCUUCAACGCGAAUCGAAUCCCGGCCAAACCGGCCGAUUAUGCGGUCAAGGUCAGGGAGGACUCGAAAGAGGGUCAACAUGUCGUCGUCGUUUUGAAGGAAAGGUUUUACAAAGUGCCGCUCGUCGAUCGCGAAGGGAGGGAAUUCACGGUCGAGGAGAUGAGGAGGGGUUUGCAGGGUCUGUUGGACAAGGUGGAGAAGGAGGGGAAAGGGGAGGGCGAAGGAGUUGGGAUCCUCACUGGGUUGAACAGGGAUACUUGGACGGACGCGUACGAACAUCUCAUCCAGGACGCCGGCAACAAGCAAAUCAUCGACGAGAUUUCCAAAUCGGCUUUCGUCGUUGCUUUUGAUCAACAUCGUCCUGAACCGGAGAUGGAGAAAGUUGAAGGGAAGGGGGGGAAGAAUAUGGCGGGGGAGGGAAUCAGGGAUUUCUCGGAGAGGUUGUGGAAGGCGGGGGGACAGGGCAAGGGGAUCGGCGAAGGCGCAAAUCGGUGGUGGUGAGUCCGGGGCGAGAUUGAAUAUUUAUUCUUGUGAUCGAGUUGUGGAGCUGACAGCCUCUCUCCGUACGCGACAGGGACAAACCCCAACAAUGGGUCGUCUUUGCGAACGGCGAAUCGGGCUUCAUCGGCGAACAUUCCUGCAUGGACGGUACGCCCACGGCCCGUCUGUCCGACUUUGUCUCCAAGCGACUCAUCACACGCCAACCCGUGGAAGUCGGUUCUUCCGAUCCCGCUCCGAAAUCCUCACCUACCAUCGAAGCUCUGGACUUCCACGUCGAUGCCCAAACGAAGAAUGCCAUCGAAGAGGGCAAGAAGGAGUUUGAGAAACAUGUCGGAGGUCAUGAGGUGUUUUAUUUGCAUUAUGGAAGGUACGGGAAGGAAGGGAUCAAGAGGAACAAGACCUCACCGGAUGGGUGGGUGCAGAUGGCGUUCCAGUUGGCGUAUUAUAUGACGGUCAGUUCGGGUUGUAGGGCGAUGAGAGGGGUGGAAUGCUGAUCACACGACGACUCGUAUUGGAUGAUCCGCAGCACGGCAAACCUUGUGGGACGUACGAAGCGGCCCAAGUCCGUCGAUUCCAAUUGGGUCGAACGGGUCAGCCCAACCUCCACGUCAUGCUCUACGAGCAUCCCUCACUGACGCUUAACCCCCUUACGAUCCUCAUAGAAACCGUGCGCAUCUGCACCUCCGCGGCUCUCGCUUUUGCCCAAGCCAUGACCUCCCCCUCCACGACCCUAUCCGAAAAACGUUCCCUCUUCGCGCAAGCCGUCGCGCAACAUGGAAAGGAUAUGAAAGCCGCUUCCUUCGGACUAGGAAUCGAUCGUCACCUCUUUGGCCUCAAACACCUCUUCCUCAACGCCGAAGAAGCCUCUUCCCCUUCUGCGGAAUUAUUCCAAGACCGGCUCUUGAAACGUUCUUCGACGUGGACGAUGUCGACGAGUCAAAUCUUUAUCGAACAUAGUCCGGCUUAUGGGUGGGGGAGGGUCGACCCCGAUGGGUAUGGGAUUCCUUAUAUGGUGCAUAAGGAGCAUUUGCAGUUCUCGGUCACUUGUGAGAGGCACAUGAAGGGGAGGGAAUUCAUUGGUACGUUAUUUUCAUGGGGUCAUGCGAGAGGGCGGGUGGUGGAGAAGCGUUGCUGGUUCUUCUGCGUGCUGAUCUUUACGUUGGGUCCGUGAACAGCCAAUUUGGGCAAGGCGGCGGAUAUGAUCAUGGACAUGAUGGAAGCUAGUGCCGCGGACGCGAAGGCUUAG